Molecule: messenger RNA, 2544 nt
Organism: Brachypodium distachyon (stiff brome)
Lineage: Eukaryota; Viridiplantae; Streptophyta; Magnoliopsida; Poales; Poaceae
Product: SWI/SNF-related matrix-associated actin-dependent regulator of chromatin subfamily A-like protein 1
Exons: 24
Coding region: 1-2112 (703 amino acids)
Biological process (GO): DNA repair; replication fork processing
Cellular component (GO): nuclear replication fork
Molecular function (GO): ATP-dependent chromatin remodeler activity; ATP binding
Source: RefSeq, a predicted model, not a curated record
AUGACGGGCCUAGGCGGCGCCGGCGCCGGCGGCUUCGACGACGACGACGACUGGGGCCUGACCGAGGAGCAGCUCGACAAGCUCGAGCGGGACUCUUAUCGCGUUCUCGCCGAGCGCAAGGCCUCCUCCUCCACCUCCUCCACCGCUCCCGCGACCUCGCCGCUGCCCAAUCCCGCCCUAUCGCCGGCGGCCAGGGUCUCUUCGCCGCUCAGGAACGACGUGCACCCCGCCUCCAGGGUCUCCCUGGAGUCUCGCUUCGGCAAGGCAGAAUCACCUUCACCUUCUCGGCAUAGUCAACCAACUGCAGUGAAUAAUACUCAGGGAAGCCUGCCUAAGACAUCUGUACAGCUUUUCCUACAUUCCAGUGGUGUGAUUGCAGCAAAGUUCCCUUAUAACCAGAAACUUGUGGAUGCAUUUCACAAGAUUCCAAAGGCUAGCUGGAACGGGAAAGAGAGGGUAUGGAUAUUCCCUCCCACAUCUUUAGCAAUAGCAGAGGAAGUUCUUCAUGCAGUGCCUGGAUUAGCCGCUGAGCUUCAUAAAUUGGAUCCACUAGUUCAGCGGGCUUUCGAUGCUGCUUUAGCUGUCAAAGAUCUUCGAGGUUUGUAUGACAGGAUUCCAACUGAUGUUGAGUCGAAGCUUAUGCCAUUUCAGCGCGAAGGAGUUAGGUUUUCUCUGCAGCAUGGGGGCAGAGUGCUGAUAGCAGAUGAAAUGGGUCUUGGAAAGACGUUACAGGCAAUUGCUGUUGCUUCUUGCCUUCAUGAUGCCUGGCCAGUUCUUGUAAUCUCUCCAUCUUCCUUGCGAUUACAUUGGGCUACCAUGAUUCAGCAGUGGCUUAACAUCCCUACGGAAGAUAUCUUGGUGGUAUUACCACAGACUGGAGGAUCAAACAAGGCAGGAUUCAGAUUGGUGUACUCAAACACCAAAGGAGAUUUUGACUUGGAUGGUGUGUUCAAUGUGAUAUCUUAUGAUGUAAUUCCCAAGAUACAAAGCACACUUCUGGACUUGGACUUUAAGAUAGUUAUAGCUGACGAAUCACACUUUUUGAAGAAUGCCCAAGCAAAGAGAACAAUUGCUUCACUUCCUGUUCUGCAGAAAGCUCAAUAUGUGGUUUUGCUAAGUGGGACUCCUGCUUUGUCUCGUCCUAUCGAGUUGUUUACUCAGCUCCAGGCGUUGUAUCCUAAUGUGUACAAGAACGUAAAUGAAUAUGGCAAUAGAUAUUGCAAAGGUGGAUUUUUUGGGAUGUAUCAAGGUGCUAGCAAUCACGAGGAGCUACAUAAUUUGAUGAAAGCCACCGUCAUGAUCCGCAGGUUGAAGAAAGAUGUUCUUUCGGAGUUGCCUGUUAAGCGUAGACAACAGGUUUUUCUGGAUUUGAGUGAGAAAGAGAUGAAACACAUCCGUGCUCUUUUUCGUGAGUUGGAGACUGUGAAGAUAAAAAUGCAGUCUUGUGACUCUAAGGAGAUGUUUGACUCUCUCAAAUUUAAUCAGAAAAAUAUUAUUAACAAGAUAUACACUGAUUCAGCUGAUGCCAAAAUUCCAGCAGUGCUAGAUUACCUCGGCACUGUAAUUGAGGCUGAUUGCAAAUUCUUAAUAUUUGCACAUCAUCAACCCAUGAUUGACGCUAUUCACCAACAUCUCUUGAAAAAGAAAGUCAAUUGUAUAAGAAUUGAUGGGCAAACACCUGUAGCUGUAAGGCAAACUCUAGUCACGGAUUUCCAGAACAAGGAUGACAUCAAGGCAGCAGUGCUAUCCAUCAAAGCUGGAGGUGUUGGGUUAACUUUGACAGCGGCAAGCACAGUAAUAUUUGCUGAGUUGUCAUGGACUCCCGGUGACAUUAUUCAAGCAGAAGAUCGUGCUCACCGGAUUGGUCAGGUUUCUUCGGUGAACAUAUAUUACCUUCUAGCAAAUGAAACGGUAGAUGAUAUUAUAUGGGAUGUUGUUCAAGGCAAACUUGAGAAUUUGGGGCAGAUGCUGGAUGGGCAGGAGAAAACACUGGACUGUUCCCAGAGCGAGACCAGACCAAGCCCCUCGAAGCAGAAGACCCUUGACUCAUACCUCAAGCGAUGCAGCACUUCCACAGAAACCCAGCCCAGCGCGAAGAACCCCAGAUUUUGAUGAAGGGAUCAAUGUGUCGCUGCCUGCGUGUGAUCAAAGCAGGCACAUUGUUUCCUCUUUCUUCUCUGGAGUGGCCCUGCCGUGUAUCGCUGUUGUAAACAAAUGCUUAAUUGGGUUAGCGUGUAUGUUAGCACCGGCGAGGAUUGGGUCGCGCUGCCUUGUUGUAUUUUGGUUAGUCUGUAAUAUGGGAGUACCAUCUUCUUAGGGCUUGUAAUAACUACUCUCCCCGUUCCGUAAUUCGUCUCAAAUUUGUUAAAAAAUGGAUGUAUAUAUAUUCUAAAAAACAUCUAGAUACAUGUAAUAUUUCGACAAGAAUUAUGAAACGGAGGGAGUAGAACAUAAAAUGGACCUUAGGAAGAGAAUUGGCAGCCGGCAGGCUGGCCUACACGUUGAGGCCUUGCCCUGCUGUCUGCUCGAUCCCACCAUUUUUCA